UAAUGUUAGAUAUUCACUUUGGAGAUGAGAUUCUUCCAAUUGCUUAAAUGUAGUCAAAAUUGAUCAUCAUAUUAGAGUGGCUUCCAGUUAGCCAUAUGUCAAUAAGUAAAUUAAUGAUAUGAGACUGAGUGCAAAUUCAAAUAGGUCAGCAAUGACAUUUAAAUUACAUUCCAAUAGGAGAUUAAGAAUCAACUCUUAAGAACAAAUCUGGCCUCUUCCUUAAUCCUCUAAUUCAUAUACAUUUUAAAGAUAAAAUUCUUAACGAUCAAAAUAGAGUGUAGGUCCUGGUUCCUACGAGAUAUAAUCUCCAGCUCAUUUACAAUAAAAUCGACCUUCCAUUAGUUUUACUAAAAGUAAUAGAAGAUAAUUUGAAAAACUCUAAAAACCAGGACCUGGAUAAUACAAUAUUAUAUAAAAAAAGUAAUCAAAAACAUUUGUUUUCAAUUCAAGACAUAUUAUUGAAUAUUAAUAGUAAUCUCCAGGUCCUGGUGCAUAUGAUUUAAAUAUAAAAUCUUGUCGAAGUAUCUCUAUUGGCACUGCAAGAUAUCAAUCGUAAACUGAUUCAAAAUUUUAAACGCCUGGACCUGGAGCUUAUAAAAUUAAUUAGAAAGUCAAUAAAAAAAAGAUAGAUAGAAUUGAAAGACUUCUAAAACCUAAAAUUAUGGUAAGAUCUUAUUACAAUAGAAAAGAAGAUAAAUAUAUUAAAGAAUUAAUGAAAUAAAAAGAAACUUAAGAAUAAUAAGAAAACAAAAUAAGACCAAAAUCAGCAGUUUAAAUUAAAUAGACAGCAAGAAGAAAGAAAAUGGAAAAAAUUAGAAGAAGCUUUCACGAAAAAUGUAAUUUUCCAGGUCCUGGAAGCUAUGAGAUUAAAGAUUUUAUUUAAAUUGAUCAAGCUGACAAAAAAAAUUAACACAUAUAAAAAUCAAAUUCGGAGAAAAAAUUAAAGUCUGACAACAUAAUAGGACCUGGUAGUUAUGAAAUUAAAGAUUUUCUUUAUUAAUCUGAAUAUAUUAAAAAAAGUAAAAUUAAUACAAGCUUUGGUCAAUCCAAAAGGUUUUAAGUUGAAAAAAUUUCUGUUUUGGGACCUGGAAGUUAUGAAUUAGUUGAUGAAUAACUAUGA
Molecule: messenger RNA, 1120 nt
Organism: Paramecium pentaurelia
Lineage: Eukaryota; Ciliophora; Oligohymenophorea; Peniculida; Parameciidae
Source: the annotation of a GenBank genome assembly